AGGAGGGAGGUGGUGCCGGCGCGGGGAUGAAGCAGCCCUCCCCCGGCGCCGACGGGGUCCUGCCGGGGUAGCCGUGCCGAGCCCAGCCCCGCCGUCUGCGGGGUCGGUGGCCGCGGAGGGAUGGAGCCGGCGAGCCCCUGCCCAGCGCCGCUGCUCCCCGCCAACGACUCUUACCACGGCCGAAACUGCAGCGCCGAGGAAGGGAUCUACCAGGAUGCCACCCCCCUCUCCGGGAAGAUCGUGCUCGCCGUCGUCCUGGCGCUUGUCACCCUGGCCACGGUGCUCUCCAACGCCUUUGUCAUCGCCACGGUCUACCAGACGAGGAAACUCCACACGCCGGCCAACUACCUGAUCGCCUCGCUGGCCUUCACCGACCUCCUCGUCUCCAUCCUUGUCAUGCCCAUCAGCACCCUGUACACUGUGACCGGCAAGUGGACGUUGGGCCAGGUCGUCUGCGACAUCUGGCUGUCCUCGGACAUCACCUGUUGCACGGCGUCCAUCCUGCACCUCUGUGUCAUCGCCCUGGACCGCUACUGGGCGAUCACCGACGCCGUCGAGUACUCCACGAAAAGGACUCCCAAGCGGGCAGCGGGCAUGAUCGCGCUGGUGUGGGUCUUUUCCAUCUGCAUUUCUAUACCCCCGCUGUUCUGGCGACAGGCAAAGGCCGAGGAAGCCUCUAACUGUGCGGUGAACACGGACCACGUCCUCUACACCGUGUACUCCACGGUGGGAGCCUUCUACUUCCCCACGCUGCUGCUGAUAGCCCUCUACGGGAGGAUCUACGUGGAAGCCAGGUCGAGAAUUCUGAAACAGACGCCAAAGAAAGCAGGGAAAAGACUGACUCGGGCUCAGCUGAUCACUGACUCCCCCGGGUCGUCCUCCUCCGUUACAUCCAUCAACUCCAAGGCCCCCGAGGGCCCCAGCGAGACGGGCUCUCCUGUGUACAUGAACCAGGUGAAGGUGAAGGUGUCGGACGCCCUGCUGGAGAAAAAGAAGCUGACAGCCGCUAGAGAGCGGAAAGCGACAAAGACUUUAGGGAUUAUUUUAGGAGCCUUCAUCGUCUGUUGGCUGCCCUUUUUCAUCAUCAGCCUGGUGUUGCCUAUUUGCAAGGAUGCUUGCUGGUUCCACAUGGCCAUCUUUGACUUUUUCAACUGGCUGGGAUAUCUCAACUCCCUCAUCAACCCCAUCAUCUAUACCAUGUCUAACGAAGACUUCAAGCAAGCUUUCCACAAACUCAUCCGUUUCCGCUGCACAGGCUGAACAUUUGGAAUGCGAUGUGUUCUCCGGGGCCGCCCCCGCGCACGCCCGUGCCCGAUGCCACAGAAUCAAGUUGCUAUUGUAAAGACCCACUGCUUGAAACUUCCCCAAGCCCAGUUGCCAGACUCAUGAUGCUGCAAAAACGUCAAUACAUACUGCCAGCAAACUGCUCAGCUCUGCAUUUCAGUGUAAUGACUCUGGCAGAGAUGCUGUUCCAGUAGUCACGCAGAUCAGUUGCAAAAAAAAAAAAAAAAAAGAGGGCAGCCUCGAUCAAGGUCUAUAAUUCAUCCGGACUGAAGAAAAAGUUUGAGAGUAAACUCAAUUUAUUUUGCAGGCUUAACUUCUUAAUUUGUUCUCCGGCCAGUUGUAGGGGUGUGCACAAGAGCACAGUUGUCUCUGUCUGUGUUGGUAGCGUAGUUGUACUUCUGCACACCUGUAAUUUCUUUCUUUCAGUGGAAAGAGUUGCUCACUCCUUUAGAGCCCUAGAAGGGGGGGAAAAAAAAACAAAACAAAACAACACAACAAAAACAGCUUUAAAAGGGAAAAAGAGGAGCAUCACAGAGAACUGUGCACGACUCCUUCAGCUGAAUGUGUGUAAGAAGUGGCAGUGUGCAAAAGCUAUGUUUGUAUUUCCAAACAAUAGCAAAUGCAAGUACGGUAGAAACGAGUUGUAGACCUGUUCAACUGCACCCGUAUCUAUAGCCUGUCCUCGUAGUUGUCUUCACCAAGUCAGUGCUUCUUGCUUCUACUCUGUAACUCAAGAGCAGGAAACAAGAAAUCCAUUGACCUUUUCCAUAAACCAGCUGGGAAUAGAAGUAGCAGUUUGCUGUUGUAGCCGUGUGUUCCAUUUUGUGUCAGUUGCACACCCUUACUGCAUGAACCACUGCAAAAUUUAGAACUCUAAGUAAUUACAUUAUUGAAUGUCUAUUUUGUAAAGAAGUGAAGCAGUCUGCUCUCACAGAAGAGUGGUAUCACCUGCAAAAUAAAUACCCAUAAAUCAUGAAUAAAGUCAUGUUAGUGAAAUUACUCUCUUCCCUAUUUCCCCCUUAUUGUUUUGGUUCUUUUUUCCCUUUCUUUUUUUCUGAUAAGACCUGAAGGCAGGUCUGCAAAUAUCCAGCAGUCAGAGUUAGUUUUGGGAUAUGGUCCGCCUGCUGUGAUAGAACUGCAUUGAUUGUUUCUCCUCUGUGUAAAUGAAAAUGAGUAUAAACAAUAAAACGCUUUACUGUGUUCUCAA
Lagopus muta (rock ptarmigan) is the source of this 2491-nucleotide messenger RNA. RefSeq names its product 5-hydroxytryptamine receptor 1B (gene HTR1B). The record is from RefSeq and is a predicted model, not a curated record. NCBI's taxonomy places the organism in Eukaryota, Metazoa, Chordata, Aves, Galliformes, Phasianidae. Gene Ontology annotation, cellular component: plasma membrane. Gene Ontology annotation, molecular function: G protein-coupled serotonin receptor activity. Bases 121 to 1260 code for a protein of 379 amino acids. The transcript has 2 exons. Gene Ontology annotation, biological process: chemical synaptic transmission; vasoconstriction; bone remodeling.